AUGACGACCCCGACGUGGUCGUGGAUGACUCUGAAACGACUGCAGUCCGCUGAACUAACAGUCGAAAAAUUUUGGAGCGCCACAAACGUGUGGAACGCCAAACCACACCUGUUGAUCAAGCACUUGAUGGGUGCCGAACAGCUCGUGUCUGAAUCGCUGGCCGGUGAAUACACUGAUGUGUUGGCAUCGGUGGUAACUACAGAUUCACCACCCUCGGCUUGGGUAGAAGACCCAUCGAAAACUUUUCGAGGUCUGGGCCUGGGUGUUGGCAAGGACGUCCAAGUGGAAGUCUGGAAACUAUUCACCAAGAAGCCUGUCGACUGGAACGAUUACUUGCGACUGAGCAUCUUUGAUAAGCAAAAUAAUAUUGUCGUGUUCUAUGAUUGUACGCCGAAGAAGAAUAACGAUGAUGUUGUCAAAUAUGCCUAUGGUAUUUAUUUUGAGGACGACUGGUUGGAGUUGCGUCUCGCCACUCUGUCAAAUCAAUCUCUGGACGAUAAGAAGACGUUGCAUUGGAUGACUGACGUAUUUUUCCCAAAAUUUUUCAAUUGGGCGAUCAAUGACAAAGGGUCUAAACCAGCAAUUACAUCCUUGUCGCACGUUUGUAUUCAAAUGUAUUGUUCUCUGUAUAGUCAGUUGAAGGAAAAAUAUGCCAAAUCACUAAUGGAGGUUUGGACAGAAGUAACUGAUCCUAAGAAGUAUAUACAUAAAGACAUUGCUACAGCUACCUACCUGAUACUUUUGUGGGGUAACACCAAACCAAGUUUUGUUGAUAUGGGGUGUGGUAAUGGUUUACUUGUGCAUGUUUUGAAUAGUGAAGGAUAUAGCGGAGUUGGAUUGGACGUCAGAUCUCGGAAAAUGUGGGCUCAAUAUCCACAAUCUACAGUUUUGAAGGUGACUAGCGUUGAUCCUUCGUCAUCUGAUUGUAAGUUUCCACAUGCCGAUUGGAUAAUAGGCAACCAUUCAGAUGAACUGUCGCCCUGGGUACCAGUAAUUGCCUCGCGUAGCAAUUAUAACUGCAAAUUUUUUCUUCUUCCAUGUUGCCCCUUCGAAUUCAAUGGUUCCCGUUACCAACGUAUGGAUUCAUCUCUUAGCCAGUACCAUGAUUAUUUAAAAUACUUGGAAAAGACUAGUAUUAAUGUGUUUAAGUUUAACGUUAAAACAGACCGUCUUCGAAUACCUUCAACAAAACGGACGUGCAUCAUUGGCUGGUCAAAAAAUUAUUUGCCACAAGAAACAGAUCAAGUUGUGAGAGACAUUGAAAAAUUUGCAAGUUCUAAAUUUAACGAAAACGUUUUAUUUGUGCCCAGGCCGCCUGAAGAGAGGGUUAGAAAUUGCACUAAAUUAGAUAAAGACUUGGUGAGCAGUGUGGUUGAUAGCGUAGCUGAUGUAUUGAUUAAGAGUUCAGGUGGAUGGAAGUGUCGUGUCACUUUAGGUGAAUUAGCAAAACAAAUUGGUGAAGAGAGACUAAAAAAAUUGAAAAAAGAAUGUGGUGGUUUACAAACAUUGUUAAGGAAUCAUAGGUAUAUUUUUGUGGUGGAGAAAGGUACUGUUGGGUUUAGGAAACCAGCAAAAGACUGUGGAAAAGUUUGGAAAAAACAUAAGUGUUGGUUUUAUCAUAAUUAUCCAGAAAAGUGUCCGUUAAAUGAAGACGAAUGCUGUAAUAUACAUUAAUAACAACAAAUAAUUGUUGAGUAAUAUUUUAUUAUUACAAUUUUUUGUAAGUUAAGUUUAAAGUUUGUACAUAAAAUAAAUAUAUAUUUUUUGAUGGAUAUUAGGAACUCUAACCUCGUAUUAACUUGACUUUAUAACGUGAUUGUCUCAUCAUUUCUUAUUCACUAAAAGUGAAUAACAUUGACAGUAGAAACACUUAACACCCAAAUUACAUAAUUUCAAUAUAUAUGUAUGAAACAAAAUUAAAUUUAGCAAUCCUCCAUUACAUGUGUUUAUGUUGGUGCAUAAAUAUCUAGAAUUUAAAAUGUUUAAAAUAUACGUGAAGGUUAUUCAUUUGUUAUGAUUACAUAGGUA
Rhopalosiphum maidis (corn leaf aphid) is the source of this 2028-nucleotide messenger RNA. RefSeq names its product probable tRNA (uracil-O(2)-)-methyltransferase. Gene Ontology annotation, molecular function: tRNA (uridine) methyltransferase activity. Gene Ontology annotation, biological process: tRNA methylation. The transcript is spliced from 4 exons. Bases 1 to 1674 code for a protein of 557 amino acids. Lineage: Eukaryota; Metazoa; Arthropoda; Insecta; Hemiptera; Aphididae. The record is from RefSeq and is a predicted model, not a curated record.